AUGGAGAAAACGUGUGCAGAUGCCCUCCCUCUGACUGUGAAUUCCUCAGAAAAACAAGAGACUGUCUGCAUCUUUGGAACAGGGGAUUUUGGAAAAUCCUUUGGAUUUAAAAUGCUUCAGUGUGGUUAUUCUGUUGUUUUGGGGAGUCGAAAUCCCCAGAUGUCCAGCCUUCUGCCCAGGGGAGCAGAGGUCUUAAGCUAUUCCCAGGCAGCAUCGAAGUCUGACAUCAUAAUCUUGGCCAUUCACAGAGAGCAUUAUGAUUUCCUCACAGAACUGGUUGACCCUCUCAAUGGAAAAAUAUUGGUAGAUGUCAGCAACAACCGUAAAAUCAAUCAGUAUCCAGAGUCGAAUGCAGAGUACCUUGCUCAGUUGGUGCCUGGAGCCCAUGUGGUCAAAGCAUUUAACACCAUCUCAGCCUGGGCUCUCCAGUCAGGAACACUGGAUGCAAGUCGGCAGGUGUUUGUCUGUGGGAAUGAUAGCAAAGCCAAGCACAGAGUGAUGGACAUUGCUCGUACCCUUGGACUCACUCCAUUGGAUCAAGGAUCUCUUGUGGCAGCCAAUGAAAUUGAGAACUACCCUCUGCAACUAUUUCCAAUGUGGAGGCUCCCUUUCUACUUGUGCUCUGUGCUGUGUGCCUUCUUCUUUGUGUACUGUGCUAUACGAGAAGUGAUAUACCCCUACGUGAAUGGAAAGACAGAUACUACGUUUCGCCUGGCUAUUUCCAUCCCAAACCGUGUCUUUCCUAUAACAGCACUUGUCCUUCUUGCUUUGGUGUACCUCCCUGGUGUCCUUGCUGCCAUUCUGCAGCUCUACCGAGGUACAAAGUACCGCCGAUUCCCAAACUGGCUUGACCAUUGGAUGCUGUGCAGAAAGCAGCUAGGCUUGGUAGCUCUGGGAUUUGCCUUCCUUCAUGUCAUCUACACACUUGUGAUUCCUAUUCGUUACUAUGUACGAUGGAGACUGAGAAAUGCAACCGUUACUCAGGCCCUGGCUAAUAAAGACAACCCAUUUAGUACCUCUACCGCCUGGCUUAAUGAUUCUUACUUGGCGCUGGGAAUCCUGGGAUUUUUUCUGUUUCUUCUCUUGGGAAUCACUUCCGUGCCAUCAGUAAGCAACAUGGUCAACUGGAGAGAGUUCAGGUUUGUCCAGUCCAAACUGGGUUAUCUGACCCUGGUCUUGUGCACAGCCCACACUUUGGUGUAUGGUGGAAAGAAAUUCCUCAGCCCUGGGAUCCUAAGGUGGAGCCUUCCUUCAGCCUAUAUCUUAGCCCUCAUCAUCCCGUGCACAGUGCUGGUGAUGAAACUCAUCCUCAUAAUGCCAUGCGUAGACAAGACCCUCACGCGCAUCCGUCAGGGCUGGGAGAGGGACUCACAAUACUCAAAAUCAGCACUGAAUGGAAAAUCAGACAUUUAG
Messenger RNA from Cricetulus griseus (Chinese hamster), 1413 nucleotides. The record is from RefSeq and is a predicted model, not a curated record. NCBI's taxonomy places the organism in Eukaryota, Metazoa, Chordata, Mammalia, Rodentia, Cricetidae.